Leptosia nina is the source of this 4761-nucleotide messenger RNA. Lineage: Eukaryota; Metazoa; Arthropoda; Insecta; Lepidoptera; Pieridae. The record is from the annotation of a GenBank genome assembly.
AUGCUGGGCGGGGCGGCGGGGGGCGCCCGCUCCCGCCCGCCCUCUGAUCUCCAACAAGGUGUUGCGAGGUUCCCCCUGUAUUCCCUGUUCCCGAAUCAAGGAUCAAAUAACAGAACUUCGAUACACAAAGUAACGGAGAGCUUGUUCUCAACGUCGCUGUCAACGUUCGGCGUGCCGACUCCGCCGCCCAAUUCUCCAUAUUCGCCCUUGCAACUGGAACUGCUUAACUGCAACCGACUUCUUGUUGCUGACAAGGAUAGCAAUAAAAUGGAUGAGACCAAAAUGGGCAAAGCAUGUAUACCAGAGUCUUUAUGCUGCCCAGAACAACGUCAGAUUAUUGAGGGUGUCAACAUGAUGCAACCGUUGACUAUCAAAACUGAACAGGCUAAGCGAACCUGUAACACAUGUCUCACAAACUCUCCUAAAAAGGUAAUUCACACGGAUGGCGGCUGCAGUCGCACAAAUCCCGUCACUUGGCUCGGUGUUGCUGGUCAAAACGUCCAGGUGCAGGUUAAACGUGAACCGCAACACGUCCAUGUCUCAGAGCUGGUCGCUGUCAAAUUGGAGCAGGCGUCUCCUGGCAACAAGCCCGAGCAGCCCACCAUACCAGUUUCUCUUAACAAUGGAUCUAUUCCCGUGGGAAUAGCGGUUGCGCGGCAACGGGUUGGUGACGCCGGGCUUUUCGCAGCACUCUCACAAAAGGAUAAUCACCGGCUUCAUGAUAUUGAUACAGCACAGGCGGCCAUGACGGUGGGCGUGACCAAUGUGUUAUGCGACGAUCGCUCCGCCCCGUUGGCGUGGCCUACCCCCGCUCCCGCACCGGCCGCACCGCUAUGGCAAUAUCCAGCCCAAAUGUCGAUGGACAGCAUGAUGGUUGGAGGUGUCGGUGGUGUCGGCAUGGGCGCAGUCGGCGGCGGCAUGUCUUCCAUGGGCGGUUUUCAACUCGUCCGCGAACCGACAUCUGGAGCCCUUCUCCUACUUCCUGCACCCCCAGACCUUCCUCACACUGUGGUGUGGGGUGGAAUGCCUUAUCCUUCAGCUCCUCUUCUCCUACCUCCCGCUCCUCACCCUUCUCAUCAUCUCCAACUGCUACCAGGAGAUCUCCUCGCAUCUACGGCUACCUUACAACAUACGCAUACACAUUCGACUCGACUGGUCACGCUGGCUCCUGCUCCUGCACCACAACCGCACCCAGCGCACGUUGAAAAACGGAAACCCAUUAUACAACCCCUCAUAACUCCCCACACGUUAAUAAAAAUUGAACCGGAACCACCGCAAGAGAAGCCCCAACCAACUUUCGCACCAGAGCCUGUCCAGCAGCCGAUGUUGACAACGCACCUUUAUUAUCAACCCGAGUAUCAAGAACAACCAUGUAGAAGCCAGGCUACGUCACCAGCUGCACCUCCCACCCCACCACCCGAAGCACCAGAGGCUCCCGCACACAAAGACGCUUCAAACCAGACAGACCACAUUGAUGAUGAAGAUGAACACCACAAUCAGAUAGACGACGACGAAAGGGAAGUCGCUUGUAUUGGCGUCGCUCACGUACCUGAAGAAUCCAAUGUCAUGCAACUACAAAUGUUGCCAGCUUCUCUUGAUAGUGCGGAAGAAUCAUCGUCGGAAGGUUUAACGUCAUCAGUGGUCGGUGCAGUGGAAAAAGCGAUAGAUGCAAUAGAAAAUGAUGACACCAUUGACAAUUCUAGUAGUGGUUCGCAGGACUUGGUUAUUGAUACUGGCCAACCGAGCCCGCCAACUAUGCCCAUAAGACCACCCGAUGACGUAAGCGGUUUAGAACUUUUAUCUAACAGUAUAGAACAAUAUGAACGUACUACGCCAGGCAACAUGCCCACUUUAGACCCCACUCCACUCACAAUAGAUACUAGAACGUCUUCAAAAUUAAGCAUUUUGAUUAAAACUUCGCCUAAAUCUCCGCCACACACCUCUGAUAUAGAUACUCAAAGAAGGUUUGAAUUCCCAUCCGCAGACACUAGCAAUACGCAACAGAAACCGUCUUUAGACAGAUUGGGUUUGUUAUGUGAAGUCAUAUUGGCGGAACAAAGAUUAAUGGAAGAGGGUGUCGAUGCCGUUACUAAUCGACCUUCGACAUCUAGGCCCUUUAUAAAAACAGAACCUUUAUUAAGUCCCACCGAUAGAGAUAGACCUGCAGAAAUUAAGAAAGAAAAACAUAGACAUAGAGAUGAUUCUUCUAGUGAAAGAAGACCUAAACGUAGCCGCGACCGAGAGGAAAGGCUGAGACACAAAUUGGAGAAGAUGCGUCGUCACAAACGGGAACGAAAAAGUAAUGAUGGUGAAGAGAGUGCAGGUGAAAUAGAAGCGAGUUUAAGACGCGUCACGGCGUGUACUUGUGGUAUUGCAGACUGUUCACAUUCGUCCCACGUUCCGUCAGCUCACGAUCUGGUCAACGCCAUUGAAAAGGACAUGCGUAAACGUUUACAAGACUUGCAAAGACAGUGUGAUGAAAAGAGAGCACAGCUGAAUGCCUUAACUCCCCCUCUGCCUGUGUUAUCAACUACGUCAACACCGUCCACUCCAGCCUUGUCUCCGGAUUCAGAUAGGGGCUCAUCUAAAAAGCGAAAAGUUGGAAGACCGCGUAAAGUGUCAAGCCCCGAUUCCACCGAAACAAUAGUUGCUAAAAAACCUAAAUCUAAAAGUAGUCUUGUAGGAUACUUACUCGCUAAAGGUAAAUUGAAGGGUGGAAUACUCUGUUCAAGAGGAGAGCCCUCUAGAGAAGAAGUGAGCCGGACUAGUAAGGUACGACCAAAAUUGAAAGCAGAGCCAAUACUUAAAGUGUACUCUGAGGAAGAUGACGCUGAAUGGGGUCUCAACAGAUCAGCGAGUUCGUCGAUGGAGAGUUUAAACGAAGUCCGACAGAAAAAUCGCGAAAAAGUAGAUAGCUUAGCGCGCAAACAUUCACGAGAUGACUUUUCAGAAAUCGAGCUGACUAUCCGAAGAGCAAGUGCGUCGAGUGAUAGUGAUAAAGAGAGGCGCCGGGCUAAGAAGAGACGCAAGAGUCACAAAUCUAAAGAGAGAACUGAAGAUGUUGCUAAAGAAAAAAAUCCAGAACCAGAUACUCCAAAACCUAUAAUUUCUCGCUGCACUUUGACAGAAGAUAAAAUAGAUACUUCGCCAAGGGUUCUUACAGCUAGAGGUGGAUUGUUUUACGCUGGGAAAUUAAGUGCUGUUCAAGCACCUGAUGUAUACGCUAUUACUUUAGAUGGAGAGAGAGGGAAUAAACCUCACAUAUUAUCACGGGAGGAAACCUUAAAAGACGCUAUUUUAGAAGUGAGUCCCAAGUCAGUAUCGGAGUUGGCAUCUGGCACUAGAGUAUGUGCUUAUUGGUCUCAGCAGUACAGAUGCUUGUACCCUGGUACUGUAGCAGUUUCUUCGCCAGACCCUCAUGAUGAUAAGUUCGUGGCUGUUGAGUUUGAUGAUGGGGAUUCAGGACGAAUAGCGAUCGAAGAUAUACGAUUUUUGGAACCGAAUUAUCCUAUUGUUGAAUACGAAAACACUCUUUUCACAUUGGGUAAACGACGAAGAAACACAAGUAUAACAGAAGAGAAGAAGGCUAUACUCUCCACUAAUGCAGAAUUAAAAACGGAAGUUACUCCUACAGCGAUACAAAAAGAAGAAGAUAAUACGGAGGAUGACAAACACAGAGAUAGAAAGAAGUUAAAGAAACACAGAAAAGAUAAAGUAAAACGUUUGAGCGAAGACGACCCAGCAUCGGUUGAAUACAUCAAAAAGAAGAAAAAGAAACACAAAUGCUGCGAAGAACAUUGCAAACACAGGCGCCAUCAUAAGAAACACCACAGAAAGCAUAAGAAAAGACACCACUCUAGUUGUAAAGAGCAUUCUAGCUCCUCGGGUGAUGACCAUAGACAGAAAUCGACGUCCGAUUACAUAGAUUCCAACAAAUCGAAUGAAGAUUCCGUGGAUUCCAAUGAAAAACUAUCGACGUUGAUCGCAUGUGAAAAGUCGCCCGAGGAAAAGAUGAAAACAGUUAUAAAGAAAGCUGUCCUGCAGAAAAGUUUAGUAAAGACUCCCGUCUUAGAUUUCAGUAACAUUGGAAAGAUCGCUUUGAAGAAAGAGGAAGAAACAAAAGACAAUAUGAAAGAUAGUGGUAUCGGGUUGUUGGAUGAUGAACCUUCUACUUCUACCAGUGAAUUGGUUAAGAAGAAGGUUAAGCGACGUACCGUCUCCUCAUCAUCAGACGGCGGCACCGGUGUAAGCAAGAUGGCCGCUUUCCUACCAGGUGGGGCGUUGUGGAGGUGGCUCGGGCCGGCCUAUAGGCGCACGGCCCGGCCGAGGCACCGAAAGGUCUUUUACAAGUCGAUACAACGCGGUGAAGAGACAUUGCACGUUGGCGAAGCAGCGGUAUUCCUCUCCACAGGCCGAGCAGAUAGGCCAUACAUCGGUCGCAUAGUAGCACUGUGGCAGGCCCGCGGUGCCAUGGCCGUGCGAGUGCAUUGGUUCUAUCACCCCGAGGAAACAGCUGCCUGUAGACCGCUCCUCUUGCCGGGCGGUCUUUUUGAAUCUCCGCAUACGGACGAGAACGACGUUCAAACCAUAUCUCACAAAUGCGAGGUUCUGCCAUUAGCACAAUACAAGGAGCGCAUGGGCGACGACCCAGCCAAGUACAGCACGGUGUACGACAACAAUGACGUCUACUAUCUCGCCGGACAUUACGAUCCCACGCAGCAAACGCUUCGCAUGGAGCCGGAUAUACCGUUCGCCAACUAA